ACACUCCCCCGGGCCGCCUCCCUCAUCUCCUCCACUAAAUCUUUUCAAUCUUCAUCUGUCAAUAUAACUCAGAACACGAAGGAUUAUUAAAUUCUUGUUAUUAGGUUUUGAUAUGGAGACUUCGAGGGAUUUAGAGAUUACAGUGAUCUCCGGGGAGGGGCUAAGAGUGGGGAAAAAGAAUGUUUUUGUGACGGUGAAAUCGGAGUUUUCAUGCAACGUUAAAGCGACGGGGGUGGAUAAGGAAGGAGGGAGUUUUCCGGCGUGGAACGAGAAAUUGGUGGUGGAUUUGCCCAUGCAUGCACGCUACGUGACGUUGCAGGUUCAAUGCAAGGCGUUUUCCGGCGUGAAAGUCGUCGGAGAAGCCAAGGUUCCGACCAAGGAUUUCGUCGGCGGCGGAUUUGUUCCCGAGAGUUAUUUGCGGUUCUUGAGCUAUAGGUUGAGGGAUAGGAAGGGGGAGAAGAAUGGGAUUAUUAAUAUCUCUGUUCGGGUGAAGAAUUCGCCGGAAAACGGCGCCGUUGCCAGUUGCUCGUCGCAGUACUCGCGGCGGCCGUGGACUGGGUUGCCGCCGGCGGCCGGGAAUCCUACUAAUGCCGGCGUUGUGACUGGUAUUCCGGUUUGGUGUAGCUAUCAAGUUUGAGUGGUUCUAGUUGGAUUGAAAUUCCAGAAUUGUAAAUAGAUGAAUAUUUGUCUCAUUUUUUUAAAAUUAUGGAGUAAUAAAUAUAAAAAAAAUUAUGAAUGAAUUUGGUUUCAUAUUUAUUUUAAA
Molecule: messenger RNA, 763 nt
Organism: Ipomoea triloba (trilobed morning glory)
Lineage: Eukaryota; Viridiplantae; Streptophyta; Magnoliopsida; Solanales; Convolvulaceae
Product: BON1-associated protein 2-like
Exons: 1
Coding region: 113-637 (174 amino acids)
Biological process (GO): defense response
Source: RefSeq, a predicted model, not a curated record